AUGAAGAUGAUGUCAAUUGGGCAUUAUAUACUGGGCGGUUUAGCUGUAUGGCUACCAUUUUGUUGUGAGGCAUCCCCUGUGACAUUUGAAUUAUGGGCGGACAAGGAAGAGUGCUUUUAUGUAAUAAUACCAGAAAGUACAUGUACAAUAUCAUAUUACUUUGCGGUACAGCAUGACGAUAAGAAUAGUUUUGAGGUGAAUUACAAGGUCCUUGGGCCCAAUGAUCGUAAGACAGCGUUGGUGGAGAGGACUAGAAUUAAACAAGGAGAAUGGGAAUAUAAAGCAAAAGAUAGCGGUGAAUAUGCAUUCUGUUUUACUGGAUCUAGUAAAAGCAACAAGAUUAUUGAUAUAGAGAUUGACUAUUCAUGUGAGACUCAUGUUGGGAGUAUUCCUGACAAAAAUUCUAGACCUUUGAGGAAGGGUUCGGAGGACACAGACACGCUCUUCUUACAUGAGAAAUUAAAGGAUUCGCUUGACAAAAUAGAACGUCAGUUGAGUACGCUUCAACAAAAUAUGAAAUACUAUAAGGUAAGAAAUAGUCGAAGCCAUCAUACAGUGGAGUCGACUGCAAAAAGUGCUGACAUUUUUUCAUUAUACUGCAUAGGUAUUACUCUGUUAAUGGGAGUUUCCCAGCUAUUCAUCGUACGAUUACUAUUUAAAAAUACUAGAAUAUUGCCCGCCUAA
Messenger RNA from Eremothecium cymbalariae DBVPG#7215, 684 nucleotides. RefSeq names its product Erp3p (gene ERP3). The transcript has a single exon. The record is from RefSeq and is a predicted model, not a curated record. Gene Ontology annotation, cellular component: COPII-coated ER to Golgi transport vesicle; Golgi apparatus; endoplasmic reticulum. Gene Ontology annotation, biological process: protein retention in ER lumen; endoplasmic reticulum to Golgi vesicle-mediated transport; Golgi organization. Bases 1 to 684 code for a protein of 227 amino acids. NCBI's taxonomy places the organism in Eukaryota, Fungi, Ascomycota, Saccharomycetes, Saccharomycetales, Saccharomycetaceae.